UUGGCCAGUUUGAGAGCCCUGUGUGAAGACUGCAAUUUGCACGCGCUGCGGUGUCCGCUUCGCGUAGUCACCGGCGCUAAACCCAUGUUGGAAAUGUGAUGCUGCAUCUUCGGGUAACUUGAGAUUUUGGCUGCAUCUUCAUAGCCGUGGAAAACCAUUGCCGCGGCGCAUUACCACAUCCCAACCCUCAACCUAGGCUCGACCCCGCCCUUUCCUGUCGAUGCGCUUUCUAUCAUUCAGAAGCGCGUCGUCAAUUGGCCUCUAAUGUCGUUUCGAAGCAUAGCAGCGCGAGCUGGACACGCAGCAGGUGCUUCAAGCUGUCGUGGACUGAACAUGGCACCGCACGCAACAGCUCUAAGCCCAUUCAGGGUCCGCCCUCUAUCGACAGAGGCGAAAUCGAUCAAGGAACUCCCCGGCGAUGAAGACCACGAUGUCGUUUUCGAAACCAAGUACGGCGUGCGCAGCAUUACCCUGAACCGACCGAAGAAGCUCAACUCUUUGAACGCUUCCAUGAUUCGAAAGAUCGUGCCGCGCAUGGUGCAGUGGGAACAGUCCGAUAUGGCCAACGUGAUCGUCCUCAAGGGUGCAGGCGAAAAGUCCCUUUGUGCUGGCGGUGACGUUACUGCACUGGCCGAGGCGAACAGGUCGAGUGAGGAUGGUUGGAAGAAGUCGGCCGAGUACUUUGGCCUUGAGUACAAGCUCGAUCACUACAUCUCCACCUAUCAGAAGCCCUACAUUGCAUUCAUGGAUGGCAUUACGAUGGGUGGAGGUGUCGGCCUCAGUAUCCACGCUCCGUUCAGGAUUGCUACGGAGAGGACCGUCUUUGCCAUGCCAGAGACGACGAUUGGCUUCUUCCCGGACGUUGGUGCCUCGUUUUUCCUCCCGCGAAUGAAUGGUGCCGUCGGUACUUAUCUUGCUCUGACAAGCGAGCGGCUCAGCGGCGUCAAUGUGCUCUACUCUGGAGUCGCCACGCAUUACUUGCACUCGUCAACUCUCCCGGAAGUUGAGGCCCGUCUAGCUGAGAUCCGUUUCUCGGACACGGACGACAUGAACACUCGCUUAAGGCUCAUCAACGGUACCCUUGAGGAAUUCGUUACCGGACUUCCUUAUGAUCAACCCAUGCAGAUUGCCGGGGAGGUGCGUAAGGCCAUCGACCGAUGCUUCAGCAAGGACUCUGUCGACGAGAUCAUUGCCGCGCUCAAGGCUGAGACCGGUCCUACGGAGGAGUGGGCGCAAAAGCAGCUGGCGACCAUGCAGAAGCGUUCGCCAACAGCAGUCCACGUGACGCUACGCCAGAUGCGCUCGGCACAGGAUUGGGAUAUCGCCCAGACGUUCAAGCGCGAGGCCCAGAUUGCGACACAGUUCAUGAAGCACCCCGAUUUCAGCGAAGGCGUCACAGCACUCCUGGUGCGCAAGCAAAAGCCCUCAUGGCAGCCGGCGACUCUAGACGAUGUCAAGGACAGCAAAAGCACAACCGAUGCUUUCUUCGAGUACGAUGAGGCGAACACAUUGGAUCUGUUCACCGAUCGCACGUACGCUGAAUACCCGUACCCUCCCGAACUGUCGAUGCCCAGCGAGCGUGACUUCCGGAGAAUCUUGAAAGCGAAGCAGAAUCUUACUCCCUCGCAAUUGGCGAAAGCUGUGGUUGAGAUUUUCAAGAGACGUCAAGGCGUGCACGAAAUCGUGGAAGAGAUCAUGGCGCGGAAGAUUGUCACGAAUGAGGCUGGACACGCCCAGUGGGCGUACGAUGAGUUUGAGCUUGCAGAGGAGAAGCGGGAGGCCCAAAAGGCCAGCGAGGCCAUACAGGACAAGAAGGAUGCUCAGGUCGCGAUGGGCAAAUUGUAAGAUAGAAUGUACAUAUAUAAUGGCGUUAAAUUAGUGAUGGGACGGCGUGGUCCCUGAAGCGAUGAAUGGGGAGCACUUGUCAGAAACGCUGAACAAUCGCAAUUUGCUACAAUGAUUCCAUUUGGCAGUGAACCGCCCUCACAUGACGUGCUUAUGAUACGAAUUUCUUCUGGUUGAGCGUGAAGCUGG
This is a messenger RNA of Emericellopsis atlantica, 2034 nucleotides long. RefSeq names its product enoyl-CoA hydratase/isomerase. Gene Ontology annotation, biological process: L-valine catabolic process. The transcript has 2 exons. The record is from RefSeq and is a predicted model, not a curated record. Gene Ontology annotation, molecular function: 3-hydroxyisobutyryl-CoA hydrolase activity. Gene Ontology annotation, cellular component: mitochondrion. The coding region runs from base 265 to 1845 and encodes 526 amino acids. NCBI's taxonomy places the organism in Eukaryota, Fungi, Ascomycota, Sordariomycetes, Hypocreales, Bionectriaceae.